UGCUACCAUCGUAGAUCUUCGAAAUUGGUGAUUAUUAUGCAACCGAGGAUAGGAUUAUCCUGGAUAGGAUGAUUGCACAAUCACUUACGAAAGUGCCAUCGUACGUGUUGCUUGCUUACUCAGGUUCAGUAGUUACCGGUGUUUUCUUGUCAGUGUCGACUGUAUCUGAUUUUUUGUCUCCGAUAUGUAUAGCAUGCUGGAUGCCUGUGGGAGUGGAGAGUUGGGACACAACAGUGCGCGUUGCCCGAUGCUAGAGGUGCAUUUCUCAUAUUACUUUGCUAUUCUCCCGACGUUGGCAUUAAUGUAUCGAAU
Guyanagaster necrorhizus is the source of this 312-nucleotide messenger RNA. RefSeq lists its product as uncharacterized. The coding region runs from base 69 to 254 and encodes 61 amino acids. The record is from RefSeq and is a predicted model, not a curated record. The transcript is spliced from 2 exons. NCBI's taxonomy places the organism in Eukaryota, Fungi, Basidiomycota, Agaricomycetes, Agaricales, Physalacriaceae.